Molecule: messenger RNA, 324 nt
Organism: Dacryopinax primogenitus
Lineage: Eukaryota; Fungi; Basidiomycota; Dacrymycetes; Dacrymycetales; Dacrymycetaceae
Exons: 2
Source: RefSeq, a predicted model, not a curated record
GCAGUUAUAAAACAGGAUGCUCAAGAUCCCCAUCUGCUAUCCCAACUUAACCGAAUCGGUCCAGUCACUGUCAAUCCCCAAAAUAUGCCGUUCCAGACAGCGCAAUCUGCACGCAUAGCCAAGAUCUUUCAAACCCGACAAGCUACAGAAGAGGCUUCUGAAGUGCCGCAACGAAAUCGGUUACCUGUGCAAGCUGUAACAGAUAUGCUAAACGAAAGAAAAUCUGCCAAGACACAAGCAGAUUUAGCGAAUCUCGCAAAGGACUACAGCGUUGACGUGGAGGUGCUUAACCGCCUGGCAGAGCGCUUCAAUUCUCCCACUGUC